Sporothrix schenckii 1099-18 is the source of this 276-nucleotide messenger RNA. RefSeq lists its product as uncharacterized. The coding region runs from base 1 to 276 and encodes 91 amino acids. The record is from RefSeq and is a predicted model, not a curated record. NCBI's taxonomy places the organism in Eukaryota, Fungi, Ascomycota, Sordariomycetes, Ophiostomatales, Ophiostomataceae. The transcript has a single exon.
AUGUGUUUUGUGCGUGCCAAGUACGAUGCGGUGGGGGCAUGCUUGGUAAUGUGCCACAUGUACGAGGUGAAGGCUGAAGGUGAAGGCUCUCCAGAAAACGGGUGCAAGCCUUCAACACAAAAGUGGCAUGGUCAUAAAACUCACGGCGGCUCAUCAGAUUGCAGAGAAAACGACAAUGUGGACAGUCUUAUGCACUUUAUAGCCCCCGCUAUUACGUCGUAUCUCUGGGAGUGCGUCGACGUUGCAUCUAACAGGCACAUGCAGAAGAAUCAGUGA